Molecule: messenger RNA, 7132 nt
Organism: Motacilla alba alba
Lineage: Eukaryota; Metazoa; Chordata; Aves; Passeriformes; Motacillidae
Gene: LIMD1
Product: LIM domains containing 1
Exons: 8
Coding region: 204-1982 (592 amino acids)
Biological process (GO): response to hypoxia; negative regulation of hippo signaling; positive regulation of miRNA-mediated gene silencing
Cellular component (GO): adherens junction; nucleus; P-body
Molecular function (GO): transcription corepressor activity
Source: RefSeq, a predicted model, not a curated record
GGGCAGGGCGUGAUCGCCGUGGCCACGCCCCCUUCCCCGCGCCCGCAGCCACGCCCCCGGCGGGGACGGGUGCGGCGGGAGCGCGGCGGGACGGAGCGGCUGCCGCUGCCGGCGUUGCCUUGAUCCCGGCGGGAAGGAGGAGAGAGGAGGAACAAGAAGAAGAAGAAGGAGAAGGCGGGGGUCUUCCCGCUAAGCCGGGCAGGAUGGACAAGUACGACGAUCUGGGUGUGGAAGCCAGUAAGUUCAUCGAGGACCUCAACAUGUACGAGGCCUCCAAGGACGGUCUCUUUCGGGUGGACAAAGCUGCCGGCAACAACCCCGAGUUCGAGGAGACCAGGCGGGUGUUCGCCACCAAGAUGGCCAAGAUCCACCUCCAGCAGCAGCAGCAGCAGCAGCAGGAGAUGCUGAUGGCCGCGAUGAACGGAGGGGCUGCCGCCUUCCACCCGCCCCGUCCCAGCCCGCCGGUGCCGCGGAGUUCGAAGCCGCCCCCCGCCGCCGAGGGGCCGCGAGCGAGGCCCAGCGAGGGAGGGGAGCGGGGCUUCGGAGAGAGCGGCGCACGUGCCGAGGCUCCAGGGAGCCAGGCCGGGCGCCGGGGCUGGGAAGCGGAGCCCGACAGGAUCCCCCGAGUGGGGGGCUCGCAGCCUGGCGUGGGGCGCGGGGAGCAGCAGGCUGGGAGCCCCGGCGACCCCCAGCCCUGCCGCGGCGGGCAGGAGAACGGCGGCGAGGGCAGGCGAGGUGUCGGGGGCCGUGACCCGAUGCCAGCCGGACAGAAGUCUUCCUCCUUCUCAAACGCCGGGACCCCCCCGGCACCCUCGGUGGGUCCAGAGGAGCCUCUGCCACAGCAGAGGUCCUCAUCCUUCUCGGCGCCCUCAGCGCAGCCCACCCGAGGGUUUUCAGGCUCCGCUGAGCCCUGCGGUCCCAAAGCCGGAGGAAAUGGCAGCCAGCCGUGGUACCAGGGUGUCUCGCUGUCCUUCCCGCCAGGCUCCGCACCUGCUGCUCCCAGCGUGGAAUACCAGCACGCCGCUGCCUACCCCAGCCCAGCCGGUCACUUCGUGGCCCACGGUCAGAACCACAGGCCUGCCAGCGGCAGCGGGAACCCUGAGCCAGGCUCCUCGCGCCUGGCCUCGCGAGGGAUGGUGGCUCCCAGUGCCCAGCAGAUGCUUCUCCCGGAGGGCGUGAGCGGGCCACGGUCGGACUCUGGGCACCUGGAUGGCUCCAGCACAGCAAAGGUGAAGCUGCCCUGCCAGACCCUCCUUCCGCAGCCAGAGCAAGGGCCAUCGGCGGCUGAGCUGAAGCUGGAGGCGCUAACCCAGCGCCUGGAGCAGGAGAUGGAUGCUCGGCCAAAGGCCGAUUACUUUGGUACCUGCGUGAAGUGCAGCCAGGGCGUGUAUGGAGCAAACCAAGCUUGCCAAGCCAUGGGCAACCUCUACCAUGACAGCUGCUUCACCUGUGGAGCCUGCAGUCGAAAGCUGAGAGGAAAAGCCUUUUAUUUUGUCAAUGGAAAGGUGUUCUGUGAAGAAGACUUCCUGUACUCUGGUUUCCAGCAGUCGGCUGACAGGUGUUUCAUUUGUGGUCAUUUGAUAAUGGACAUGAUCCUGCAGGCUCUAGGGAAAUCAUAUCAUCCGGGCUGCUUCCGAUGCGUCAUCUGCAACGAGUGUCUGGACGGUGUUCCAUUCACUGUAGACUCUGAAAACAAAAUCUACUGUGUCAGAGAUUACCACAAGGUUUUAGCUCCAAAGUGUGCAGCAUGUGGACUUCCCAUUCUGCCAUCUGAGGGGUCUGAUGAGACCAUUCGGGUUGUGUCCAUGGACAAGGAUUACCAUGUGGAAUGUUAUCACUGCGAGGACUGUGGGAUGGAGCUGAACGAUGAAGACGGACAUCGCUGCUACCCACUGGAUGAACAUUUGCUUUGUCACUCCUGUCACCUGAAACACAUAGAGAAUGGCACAACCCCAGCAGCUGCCUACCAGCACCACUACUAGUCAGCGUGGCCAGCGUUGGAAAGCCGGGACAGAAGAGUUGUUACAUGAUCCCCUUCUCCCCACCUUCAGCUGAUUUCCUGUGCAUGUUUUUUGCCAGUCAGCAAUGUUCCUGUCAAAGGAUCUGAGAGAUUUUUGCUGGAUUCGCCAAGUUUGUAUGCUUAUGGGAUUCAGCUGCAUCAAACCAUGUCUACUUGACCAAGAAUGUGGCACGUUAACUAAACCAGUCAGUUUACUUUUACAUGUCCUUUUCUGCCGCCUGGAGAUGCCUCUGGGCUCAUUUUGGAAGAUUCUUCAGUGAAAGCACAAUUUGCUCUCGUGCCUAUGAACUCAGAUCGUGCCAUGCGCAGUUAAAAAGCCAGAGGCUGGCUUGCCUGCCUGCCUGCCUGCCUGAUGGGGACAUCCCAUCAGUCUACUGUUACCUGAAAGCACAUUUCAUCAGGUUGCCUGAAGGACACCAGCCUAUUAGUACCAGCUUUUUAGACACUCUCUGUUUUUAUUAAUUCUUUAGGAAAACAAAAGAAAGGGGUCUGUGCAAAAUGGCACACUCAGACCUUUCAGUUAAUUCCCUGAACUCCAGUAUCAAGUCUGGCUGUAAGAGUGCCAACUCUCCAAGCACAAACCAGGCAAUGCUGUCUGGCAACUGGAGGCAAACAUCCCAUUUCAAACAGAACAAAAAACUGGAACAAGCUAGGCUAAGCUACUGCAAUGACUUGGGGCCCAGGCUUGUGUGUCAGCAUGACACAUAGGGGCCAGUCUGCUGUGUCAGAGUCUGAAUAGUGGAUCAUAUUUGGAAAGGAAAGGUCGGGAUGCUGAAAGUGUGGACAUGGGGGAAAUCCACCCUCAUUCUUGCUUGCAGAGCUUGCUUUGGAAAAAAGUUCUCCAUACACAGACAGUUGCCUGAGUUUUCCAGUUUGUCCUCAUAGCUCAGCCCUCAGCCUGGCUAUUCCUUUUCAUGGUGUUUACCCAGCACAAAGCCAUUUCAUAGUGGUGCUUAUUCAGAGCUUGGGGAGCGAACUUGAGAUUGUUAUGAAGGCUUUGUCACGCAGGGAUUUAGAGCCCAGCUCCACAACCUGAACUCAGAUGAGUAUGUUGGCAUAAACAGAUUUGCUCCUAUGAAUAAUAACAGCUUCUCUGAGCAAGGGGUUAGGGAGUUUGGCCCUUCCUUUCUGUUCUGCUGAGGAAGCAGGAAGGCAAAUUGUUUCUUUUCUUGACCCUCCCACUCCCCCACUCCCUGCUUUAUAGUCAAAGAAAUCUGUUCCCCUCGUAUGUGUUACGUGUAUGAUAGGUGUGCCUGCAGUGCAUGUUCUGUACCUACCAAAGCUGUGCAACCCCUCAUGUACUGGUACUUUUGUUUUACAAAAAGUUCUUAAUUUAAAGCCUGAGAUGCAGUUGAGGAUCUUAACUACUCUUUCUUUGUGUGGAAAAUUAGUUAAAUCCUCAUGUAUCUGUGCUGAAGAUGUAAAUUUGGUUCUGACUGGCAAAGGAUGGGAUGACAUUCUUGAAGAACUUUUCAGUGUGGAAACAACAAUAAAUUAGCUGAGCCGUGGCACUGGGAUUCCCAAAAUGUUCCCAUGUUGAAAACCCACUACAGUUCAACCAAACCUCUUUUCCAAUAGCAUGGAUGUAGCUUGAACUUUAUUUGAUGUAGUCAGACAGCAACCUGUACCCAUCUGGAGCAGCACAGGUGUCAGGUAGCAGCAAGUUGCCUAUCUCUGCCUGUGCUAUGAAGUCAUCUUCCCAUGGCUGAAAUGUGAAACUGCCCCAGCCUCAGGAGCUUGGCAUGGUGGGCCUGGCAUGGAGUUUCAUGGUGCCAAGUGACCAUCCAGCCCUCUGCCCCAUCCAGCUGCAAGUGCCUCUGCCUGUUUCCACUGCUGUUCAGGAUGGGGAUGGCUGGAGGCAUUCCACUGCUGUUCAGCUUGGGGCUGGAGGCUGGUCCUGCCUGGAAGCCAUCCAGAGCUUUGGUGUAGCUUGCCUCUGCAGCACCAUUUUUCCUGGGGACAUGAAUCCUUUCAGUGAGUGACUGAAAGCUCAAGGGAGGGCACUUUAGUACUGUGAAAUAUAUCUUCUGAGAGUUUUACCUGUGAUUUUAGAGGAGGUAAAAUUGACCCCAAAUAUGUGAGCCCUCCUUGAGCCUUAAAUUUAGCCUCCAAAUGCUGGUUAGGAAGGGGAUGGGAGCUGACACAAAAUGUAAGCAGUGCUGCAUCCAAGCAGGAUGUAUCAAGGGCAGCAACAGCCAGGGCACAUCCCGAAGUGCUCUCACCCCAAUGCAUCCCAUCAGCUUGUGUCCUGCAGGACAGCUAGGCUGGAGCAGGGAGGGCAUAUUCAGGGUGUUACUGUGAUCUCGGGACUGUCUGAAGGGACUGAGGUGGAAAAUAACACCAGCUCACAAUCCCUAGUAAAUAAUUCAAAUAGUCCUGGGCAGGUGGCUGCUUUUGGCAGUGAAGGCAACGAGAUACCAAAGUGUUUUUUUGAAGUGAGCUGGAUACACCAGCCUUGGGCAUCUGUUACUGCCUCUGAAAGGCCAGCUGCUAUGUAGUUCAUGCUUUUGCUACCUCUUGAUUUUUUAGAUCAAGCCCUUGUGCACAUUUCUUGGCCUUCAUUUUGUAAAGAUCUGAAAACACUAGUGGGACUGGUAUUUUGUUUUUAAACUGCAGUUUAAACUUCCGUCUCACCCUUGCAGCCUUCCCCAAAACCUCAAAAUAAGCAGAAGAGAAGGGAAUGAGGAGAAGGACAAUUUUCCUUCAUGGAAAGCCUCAAGGGCAGCAGUUUGUGGCAAGAUGUCUUGCAGAAGCCCUCUUUGCAUCACCAGAGAGUUUGGCCUCUGCUCCCACACAGUGUCUUCUUACUCUUGUCAGCCAUCCUGUAUCCCUCAGCACUGGAGAAAUGAAGGCUGCCCUACUUCCAGUUUUAAGGUCCCCUAUAAAUUAUUAAAUGCUAACACUCUCCUUUCCUGUAUUUACAAAGAGCUGGAAGUGACAGUGUGAAGCUCUUGAAAAAGGAGCCUGUGAGCUUGUGGUUUUGAAGCUAAAGCAUCUACUGCACUGCCCUGCACCCCUGUGUGUGCUGUCUUGCACUGCUUCUAUCUCUGGGAGUUCGAAUUCCUUUAAGCUCAGUAUUAUUUCUCCCAGGCUAUGGGUGUCUGAGUCCCUGUUGAUUUUCCCCAGCUUCUGCCCAGCUCUGCAGCUGCCUGACAGUGGGUCUGGCACAGGGGGAGGCAGUGGCAUCCUACACAGGGGGGAACCUUCUCCCGACCCUCCACCAAGCAUCUGUGGAGCUGCAAGCCCUCACUGCCUGCCUUCAGGCAGCUCCCGCAAAGGGAGAAAUAGCUCCGGAGCUGGAGGUGUGAGGCUUUGUGUCCUCUUCAGAAGAAUUUCAAAAAACACGUUAAAUUCCAGCUAUCUCCUGGAUGAUAUACAUUGGGUUUUGCUGUUCACAUGAACCUUGUUGUCUUUUAACUUAUUAAGAAGCUAUGAAAACGUGCUAUGAAAAGUUAGUCUUGGUUCCUCCCCCAGCAAGUUCUUCUGCCUGGCUUUAAAGUAAAGGACCCUUGGAAGUCCCAUUGUGCUGUUAAUGAGUAACUCUCAUGCAAAUAGUUAUUCAAGUGAAUUCCUUGAAGCCUGCUUUCAGGAAUCAGAGCUUAAAAGAUUUUUUCAUUCAGAUAAUGCUGUUAAAUUUCUAUUGCUUAAAAUACAGAAACUCAUUUAAAUAAGGAUUUUUGCAUAAGAGCCGGGGGAAAGCCCCAGCUACAGAAGCAGCAGACAUUUUUGUGUAAUUUAAAGUGUAAGAAGCACCUGUGAUCAAAGCGAUUUGGGAAACUGCCCUGAUGUUAAAACACGGGGAACAGCAGUUUCUAACACUCUGGUAAGGAGCAUUUGAAAAGAUCUGUGGCUCUUCAGUUUCUGAAUUUCAUUUGGGGGCUUUUAAAACGUUUUCCCAGUCUUUCAAGAUUUAAAUGCUUUUUUUUUUUUUUUUGUAGAUCUUUUUACUACAAAGUGAAUAGCUGCUUAGUCUGUAAAUGAUGGAAUUUCAUCAGCAAUCUAGUGUGAUGUGGCAGCCUUGAAAGGGGGAAACUGGCCUUGCAAGAGCUGGCAUGGAUCUGGCUGGCCAUUCCAAAGAAAGUAUUAUCUUUUUUUUGGAAAAAAAGUCCCAUGUGGGCCUUGACCACUUGCCAUGUGCUCUUUCUUGGGGUGGUGUGUGCAGUUGUGUCCAUGCACAGGUGCUACACCUGCCUUUCACCCCUCUGUGCCCAUGCCAAGUGCUUAGGUAGGUGCCUUUUAAGCAACUUUCUGUGCAUGAAUGUAACACCAAGUUGACCCAGGCAUGGUCACUGGGCAAUACUCCUGGAGUCAGUACCUGCAGGCAGGGAAGGGCUAUGACCACAUACACAUCCCUGUCCCCCAUCCUGUGAGUACCACUGGGAGAAGCUGGGAAGGGCUUUGCAUCUCUCAUCAUGGCACAUCGUUUGUGCGUUCAUUUUUCUUUUCCAUUUCUGUAUCCUGCUGCUCGCUGGCUGCAGUGGCUCUGGCUGUCCUCGCUGAAGCUGACUGGGCAGACAUCUUCCUGUCACGAGCCCACAGAGAGCUUGGAUCUGCUCACCCACCCUUUUCCUAAGGAGAAGCAAAGCUUUCCUGAGCAAUAAAAAUCCUUACCCUGCUUUCUUCCAGGGCAGCCAGAAGUUGGUGUGACAAUGCAUCUGCAACCCACUCAGACACGACAGGAGAUGGCAAGAAACUAUGCCCACAUGCAAAUCCAUGGCAAAGAGUCCUGUAAAUGUCCUGCGGCCCUGGUGGAGGGAUGACUGGGCUGCAGUUGCCAGCCCAACCCUCCUCCGCACGCAGCAGGUCUGCGGAGCACGGCCAGGCAGGGACCCAGGCACACACCCCCAGGCUCUGCCUUUCUGGAUCUGGAAAGCAAAUCCAGAGCCUGCCUAAUGAUACUGAACGGUACUAGUUAUUUUAUGUUUCCUUCAAAGCUCGGCUCCAGGAGAGAGUAUUUUAGGAUUUGUGCUGGUGUAACCAACCUUAGCCUCCCUUAAACACAGCCCUCUUUUCUUCUCUGCUGUUAAGUAUUUAUAAAGAAUGGAGACCGGUAGCAGAACGAAGCCACUGGCCUGUUGUGAUUUCAGUGAUUAAAGACAGUAUCUUAAGCAA